Lates calcarifer (barramundi perch) is the source of this 2850-nucleotide messenger RNA. RefSeq names its product GATA zinc finger domain containing 2B (gene gatad2b). NCBI's taxonomy places the organism in Eukaryota, Metazoa, Chordata, Actinopteri, Centropomidae. The transcript is spliced from 11 exons. The record is from RefSeq and is a predicted model, not a curated record. Bases 172 to 2154 code for a protein of 660 amino acids. Gene Ontology annotation, biological process: negative regulation of transcription by RNA polymerase II. Gene Ontology annotation, cellular component: NuRD complex. Gene Ontology annotation, molecular function: sequence-specific DNA binding.
AAUGAACUGUCUGUCUGCCUGCACCAAGGGGGUGAGCGUCUGCUGAGGCCCAAUCAGCGACUCAGUGCUGCCUGCCGGUGCCGGGGACUGGUGGUGAGGAUCCACUGCAGCGCGUCAGGACCGGACCGUGAACCCGGAGACGGUACACACUGAGGCGAAAGGAGACACAGGAUGGAGCGGAUGUCCGAGGAGGCGCUGAGGCUCAACCUGCUGAAGCGAGGCCUGGAGUCACCCAGCGAGCGAGAGGAAGCACUGGCCAAGCGCCUGAAAAUGGAGGGCCACGAGGCCAUGGAGCGCCUCAAGAUGCUGGCACUACUCAAACGCAAGGACCUUGCUGACCUAGCAGCCCUGGAGGUCGCAGGACCCCUGGGAGAUGGGAAGGGCCCUGGAGCCAGCUCCCUCCACCACCAGAGCCUAAUGGGUGCUGCUUAUGAGGAGAAGCUGAAUGGGAGUCUGAGGCUGGGAGGCCAUGGUGGCCAUGUUGGACCCAGUAAGAAUGGGAAGGAGAACAUCCUGGAUGAGCAGCCAGUGGAUAUGAGUGCUGGGAGAAGAUGCGAUGCGGAGCACGACAGACGAACUCCGUCUCCGGACGUCAUCAUCCUGUCAGACAACGAGGCGUCCAGUCCCAGGACAACACCUCGCCCUGAGGAGCGCCUGCACCAGGCCAACCUGGACAUGUUCAAGGGGAAGACAGGAGAGGAGAGGCAGCAGAUGAUCAAAGCUCUGAGAGAGGAGCUGCGUCUGGAGGAGGCUCGCCUGGUGCUGCUGAAGAAGCUCAGACAGAGUCAGAUGCAGAAGGAGAACGUGGUGCAGAAGGUCCCAGUGGUCCAGAACGCUGCAUCCUCUGUUCAGCCACCUCCCAUCCACAGCUCUCCCGGCCUGGGGAAGCUGCCUGUGAGGCCGGGCCUGCACAACCCUGAGCCCCAGAACCUCCGCACUGCACAGGGUCAUACAGUCAUCAGGUCAGCAGCCAAUGCCAACCUGCCACCCAUGCUAAUGUCCCAGCGAGUGAUAGCCCCUAACCCCGCCCAGCUGCAGGGCCAGAGGGUCUCCUCCAAGCCUGGGAUGUCUCGCUCCAGCUCCAGCAGCAUGGCCAAUGCUGUAAGCUACCAGCAGGCCAGCCAGCAGGUGGCAGCUUCCCAGCGCUCAGGCUCCAGUGCCAUGUACAUGAACCUGGCUCACAUGCAAGCAGCGGCAGCGGCAGGGGCCGGCGGGGUGGCGGGCGGCCUGGGCGGAGCUUCAGCCGUCAGCCCUUCCACCAUGUCCGGGUCAGCCAGCGGAGGGGUGAGCUCCAUGGCCGACCAGGCCAGCAGCCAGGCGGCAGCCAAGCUGGCCCUCAGGAAGCAGCUGGAGAAAACCCUGUUGGAGAUCCCUCCACCCAAACCCCCUGCCCCACUCCUCCACUUCCUGCCCUCUGCUGCCAACAGCGAGUUCAUCUACAUGGUGGGCCUGGAGGAGGUGGUGCAGAGUGUGCUCGACAGUCAGGGUAAACUCAGAGGGACGCUGGCCCGCAUGGAGCCUUUCUUUUGCGCCCAGUGCAGAACUGACUUCACCCCUCACUGGAAGCAAGAGAAGAGCGGGCGAAUCCUCUGCGAGCAAUGCAUGACAUCCAAUCAGAAGAAGGCUCUGAAGGCGGAGCACACCAACAGGCUGAAGAACGCCUUUGUGAAGGCUCUGCAGCAGGAGCAGGAGAUUGAACAGAGGCUGCAGCAGCAGGCAGCCCUCUCUCCCAGCUCGGUCCCUACUGGCCCUAACGCCUCCAAGACUGACACCAUGAUCCGACAUCAUGCCCUCCGCCAGGCUCCCCAGCCUCAGGCCUCCCUGCAGCGAGGUCUGUCCAACUCAGCGCGAGGUGUCCUGUCAAACUUCGCUCAGGCCUCCCAGCUGUCGGUGGCCAGCAGCCUCAUGGGAAUGACUAGUGCCAAGCACUGUGGCAGCGGUGGAAGCAGCAGCAGCAGCAGCAGUAGCAGCAAUAGACUGCAGCAUGACAGCCGUCGCCAGAUCUACAACAUCCCAGGGUUAAAUAUUGCCUAUCUGAACCCAGCGGCAGUUGGAGCCCAUAAGAGCUCCAGCUUAGCAGACCGGCAGAGAGAGUACCUGUUGGACAUGAUCCCACCUCGAUCCAUAUCGCAGUCCAUCACCGGACAGAAAUGAGCCCCAACCAGCCCUGCCCCUCUGAUGCCACCCCCAUCCUGCCCCACCGACCCCCCACCCUCCUCCCCAAACUGAAGCACUCCCAGAUCAACCAACAUCCCCACCCCCCAUCGCAUGCAGUGCCUGUCCGUGUGCCUACCUUAGACCAACCCAUGAAAACCCACCGAGUCGGACAAAGACACUAAACUGUCAGUGCAUCUCAAAUGUUCUUAUGAUAGUAAAAAUCUUCUUCGUCAGCGUUGUUUAACAAUUAUAAUUCCCAUUAUUAUUGCUGUUGGUAGCACUAUUAUUAUUCUUGCAACUACCGUUUUUGCUUCAGUUACUAUUACUCAUUAUGCUUUUUUCUUUUGUAAGUGUUUGGUCCAUUUUUUUGUUUCUCUGCUGUCUCUCCUUUACUUUGGGGAGUGACGGUGAAUCAUUGUAGGGUCGCUUUAGGCCACGGUCAUAUAGGAUUUUUUUCUCCUUUCAAUUAUAAAGCUUAUAUGUGACUAUUGCUAGUAACAGAAGAUCAACAGGGUGCAUUCUGGUUGCUAUGCAACAUAAAGUUUAACAACUUUAGCUUGCUAACUUGAAGUAACAAAGUGGAAAAUACUGAUAGGAUCAAAAACAGACAAAAUUAAGUUAGUAACUGCUCUGCUUGCUCUUGAAAAGAGGAUGACGAGCCUGCUCAAAAAAUGGAGAAUAUGGUGGGGGGGG